Molecule: messenger RNA, 1790 nt
Organism: Teleopsis dalmanni
Lineage: Eukaryota; Metazoa; Arthropoda; Insecta; Diptera; Diopsidae
Gene: Usp14
Product: ubiquitin carboxyl-terminal hydrolase 14
Exons: 7
Coding region: 184-1641 (485 amino acids)
Biological process (GO): regulation of proteasomal protein catabolic process; protein deubiquitination; proteasome-mediated ubiquitin-dependent protein catabolic process
Molecular function (GO): protein binding; proteasome binding; cysteine-type deubiquitinase activity
Source: RefSeq, a predicted model, not a curated record
UCUGUCAAAAUAUUUCCGAACAUUUAAAAUUGACAAUUCAGGGAACAUUACUCGGCAAUUUCAGAAAGCGGCGGUAGCAAACAAAUUGUUUGCUGUAAAUAAAUUGUGUUUAAGUUUUUGUUGUUUAAAUUUGUUAGAAUAUUACUACGUUUUUGGUAAAAUAUUGCACAAAAUUAAAUUAGGAUGCCUACAUAUAAGGUUAAAGUUAAGUGGGGCCGCGAAAUGUACCCAAAUAUUGAAGUAAACACCGAUGAAGAUCCAUUACUGUUUAAGGCCCAACUUUUUGCUUUGACAGGUGUGGCACCUGAACGUCAAAAAGUCAUGUGUAAGGGUGGUAUAUUAAAAGAUAAUGAGUGGAAUAUACAAAUCAAGGAUGGCGCCACAGUGCUUCUAUUAGGAACGAAAGAUCCCGUCAACCAAGAGCCACCAACGGUCGCAGUUAAGUUUAUUGAAGACAUGAACGAUACGGAAAUGGCCGCUGUGACAGAAAUGCCUGCUGGACUCACGAACUUAGGGAACACGUGUUAUAUGAACGCGACCGUUCAGUGCCUGCGCGCCGUUCCUGAACUACGUACUUCUCUAGACAGUUUUCUUGUAGAAACUGGUGAUGCUGGGUCUUUAGCAUUAGCUAUUACCUCAGCUAUGAAAUUUCUAUUUAAGCAAAUGGAACGCGGCAGCACUGUAACUCCAAUAGUGCUUUUACAAACAUUGCACCGUGCUUCACCACAAUUUUCCCAAACUGGUGAAAAUGGUACUUAUCGCCAGCAAGAUGCUAAUGAAUGCUGGUCUGAAUUACUGAAAAUGCUGCAGCAGAAGUUACCAGCCGUUAAUGCAAUUGAAGAAGCAAAACAACUGAAAAAAUAUAACUCUUUUAUUGAGCAAUUUUUUGGUGGUACAUUUGAUGUGGAAAUGAGUUCUCCAGAGGCAGUUGAUGAACCAGUUAGCAAUUCAAAAGAACAAUUCUUGCAACUUAGUUGUUUUAUUUCACCAGAAGUGAAAUACUUACACAGUGGUCUGAAGUCGCGAUUGAAGGAACAAUUGGUGAAACGCUCUGAAACGCUUGGUCGUGAUGCCACUUAUACCCGUUCAUGUUUAAUAAGUCGUUUGCCCGCUUAUCUUACAGUGCAAUUUGUUCGUUUUCAAUAUAAGGGACGAGAAGGUAUUAAUGCCAAGGUUUUAAAAGAUAUAAAAUUCCCAAUGGAUUUUGAUGCAUUUGAUUUAUGUACUGAAGAAUUGAAAGCCAAGUUAUGCCCAAUGCGUGCUAAGUUUAAAGAAGCUGAAGACAAAAAAGUUGAAAACCAAAUGAUUGACACUGUAAGUAACGUAGGCAAAGAGGAGUCUAAGCAGGGGGAAUAUGAGGAAUUUUCGUUCGAUGACGAUCUGGGUAGCAAUAAUUCCGGUUUUUACACCCUACAAGCUGUGCUUACACAUAAAGGCCGUUCAAGUUCAUCUGGUCACUACGUCGCAUGGGUCCGUCACAACGAUGAAACGUGGUUUAAGUUUGAUGAUGACGUUGUUUCAUCGGUAACAAAUGAUGAAAUCUUACGUCUCUCAGGUGGCGGUGAUUGGCAUUGUGCCUAUGUUCUUCUUUAUGCUCCUAAAUUACUAAAGAAGCCAGCUGGGGAGGAGAGCAAAAAUUAAUUACUACGUGAUGCAUUUUACAGAAACAAACAAACCUUGCAUAAGGUUUCUUAAUUUUGUUUAGAAAUCAAAUAAACACACUUUUUUAUUAAACUAAAUUAAAUCAGCGAUAUAUUUAGUAAAUAAAUAUUAAAAACAACUUUCAAAAU